Molecule: messenger RNA, 975 nt
Organism: Penicillium alfredii
Lineage: Eukaryota; Fungi; Ascomycota; Eurotiomycetes; Eurotiales; Aspergillaceae
Product: cyclin-dependent serine/threonine-protein kinase phoA
Exons: 3
Coding region: 1-975 (324 amino acids)
Biological process (GO): protein phosphorylation
Cellular component (GO): nucleus; cytoplasm
Molecular function (GO): cyclin-dependent protein serine/threonine kinase activity; ATP binding
Source: RefSeq, a predicted model, not a curated record
AUGGAUAAAUCUCAGCAGCCCAGCUCCUUCCAGCAGCUGGAAAAGCUCGGCGAAGGCACCUAUGCCACUGUCUUCAAGGGGCGCAAUCGCCAAACCGGUGAAAUGGUGGCAUUGAAGGAAAUCCACCUCGAUUCCGAAGAAGGGACACCGUCGACCGCCAUCCGUGAGAUUUCUCUGAUGAAGGAGCUGAAGCACGAGAGUAUUGUCUCGCUCUACGAUGUCAUCCACACCGAAAACAAGCUCAUGCUCGUUUUUGAGUUCAUGGACAGGGACUUAAAACGAUAUAUGGAUACCCGGGGUGACCGCGGACAGCUGGACCCAGCUACGAUCAAAUCAUUUAUGCACCAGCUGCUCAAGGGCAUUGCGUUCUGCCAUGACAACCGAGUUCUCCACCGCGAUCUCAAGCCACAGAACUUGCUGAUCAACAAGAAGGGACAACUGAAGCUCGGUGACUUUGGAUUGGCUCGGGCAUUCGGCAUCCCGGUCAACACCUUUUCCAACGAGGUCGUCACUCUGUGGUACCGAGCACCCGACGUCCUCCUCGGCAGUCGAACCUACAACACCAGCAUCGAUAUCUGGUCGGCCGGGUGUAUUAUGGCCGAAAUGUAUACAGGACGGCCACUUUUCCCGGGUACCACCAACGAGGACCAGUUGAUGAAGAUCUUCCGAUUGAUGGGGACACCUUCUGAGCGCUCAUGGCCCGGCAUUUCGCAACUGCCAGAAUACAAGCCCACCUUCCAUGUGUAUGCAACGCAGGAUCUCGGCUUGAUUCUUCCGCAGAUCGACCCGCUCGGAUUGGAUCUUCUCAACCGUAUGCUUCAGCUGCGGCCAGAGAUGCGUAUUAGCGCCAACGAUGCCCUGCAGCACCCGUGGUUCCAUGAUCUGCCCCAGCUCCAAGCGCAGUUGCAGCAGCAGCAACAGCAGCAGAUGGCCGGCGCAUACGGGGGCAUGGUUCCACCUCAACCGGCGUAUUAA